AUGAGCUCCAGCAAGCCGUCGGUUUACAUCACUCGCAGAGUUCCAGAAUCAGGACCAGCCCUGUUGGCACCCUCCUGUCAGGUGGAGCAAUGGAAUAAAGAUGAUCCAGUGCCAAGGGAGGAAUUAUUGAAAAGAGUUCAGGGAAAAGAUGCCUUGUUUUGUCUCCUGACUGAAAAAAUAGAUGAAGAAGUUUUGAAAGCUGCAGGUCCCCAGUUGAAAGUAGUUGGUACAAUGUCUGUAGGGUAUGAUCAUAUAGAUUUAACAGCGUGUAAGAAAUAUAAUGUUAAAGUUGGGUUCACGCCUGGAGUUUUGACCAACGCUGUAGCGGAAUUAACAAUGGCCUUGUUACUUACUACUAGUCGCAGGCUCAAGGAAGCCAUGGCGGCUGUUGCAAAUGGAACAUGGGGAACUUGGAAACCAAUGUGGCUGUGUGGACCCGGUCUAGAUGGCGCCACUGUUGGAAUUGUAGGCUUGGGUCGAAUUGGCUUUACGAUAGCACAAUGUCUUCGACCAUUUGGGGUUGCAAAGAUUCUGUAUAGUGACAAAUUUGAAAAUCCACAUGCUUCAGAAGUUGGGGCAACUUAUGUGUCUAAGGACGAACUUUUAGCCAACUCUGAUUUUGUUCUUGCAACGUGCGCUCUGACAGAAGAAACAAAAGGAAUGUUCAACAAAGAUUUAUUCAAGAAAAUGAAAAAAUCUGCCAUUUUUAUAAACACCAGUCGUGGAGGCGUGGUUAAUCAGGAAGAUUUAUACGAGGCGUUAAAAUCGGGAGAGAUUGGUGCCGCAGGUCUUGAUGUUACCACCCCUGAACCUCUACCCACAGAUAGUCCCCUACUGACUCUUGAUAACUGUGUAGUCUUGCCCCACAUUGCUAGUGCCACUGAUAAAACACGAUCCGCCAUGUCCGAACUAACAGCCAAAAAUAUCUUAGCUGCAUUGAAUGGUACAGAAAUGCCGACUGAAGUCAAAAAUGAUUAA
Messenger RNA from Lottia gigantea (owl limpet), 978 nucleotides. RefSeq lists its product as hypothetical. NCBI's taxonomy places the organism in Eukaryota, Metazoa, Mollusca, Gastropoda, Lottiidae. The record is from RefSeq and is a predicted model, not a curated record. Gene Ontology annotation, cellular component: cytosol. The coding region runs from base 1 to 978 and encodes 325 amino acids. Gene Ontology annotation, molecular function: glyoxylate reductase (NADPH) activity; hydroxypyruvate reductase (NADH) activity; NAD binding. The transcript is spliced from 3 exons.